AUGUUUAUUACACUCCGGACUUCAGGAGCCCAAAAUGAGGCGGGAGGAGGGAUGGAGCAGGUCGUGCGACGCAACGCGGGCCCCAACGGUGUGAAAAAUCGAGUCCGCCCGACCCGACGCCCAGCCUGUGUCGCGUGUCAGACGAAAAAGUUACGGUGCACUGGCAGCCCCCGCAACUGUGAUCGGUGCAGAGCCAGAUUGGUCGAGUGCGUCUUUCCCGGGAAUAGCGGAGGCCAGGACGACCACCGCACACAUCCGUCACGGCCCACCAGUUCGUCCAGACUCGAGUGGCAGAAGCUUCCCGAAGUGUCUCCCCAGCAGGGCGAUCCCUCCCGCGAAUCCACCUCAUCGGGUGAUGGGGGGGACGGUACGACCCUAGAUCCCUCAUCUCGGCCGCAGCAGCCGCAGCAGCAUCAGCAGCAACAACAACAACAACAACAGCAGCAAUCACAGCAACAGCAGCAGCAGCAGCAGCAGCAGCAGGGGCAGCAGACGCAAGUGGGUGUCCCAAGUCCGACAAUCCCGGCCGGCGUUGAUACGCUGGAGGGAGACUUCUUCGACUACGUCAUUGACGGGCUGGACAUCGAUAUAGACGAUCUUGGCCAAGACGGUGCCCCUGUCGAAUCUCGACCGAGCGUGGUUUCCAUCCAUAGCGGAACCAGUGAAAGUUCGGGCUAUCAGCCGAACAAGUCCCCCCAACAGGGACCGUACGACGCCCUGGGCUCCUACUUAUCAAGCGCCCUGACCGCCCAAGCAAAGUGCACUGUCACACAAGCCCAGUCCCGAACGGCCCCCGAAACGACCGCCCAGGAACUACCCAGCAUGCUUGCCCUCGAUGCUGGCCCGCUAUCUCCGACCCAAUCCUGGGCCCUAUCGGGUGUGGCACCCCAGUCCAACCCGAAUCGGUCAGGUUCACCGCCGUGCUCCUGUUUGAGCGACCUCGUCCGCGUUGUGCAGCAGCUCGAUGACGACGAGUUCCAUAUCACGACCAUGUCCCUGGAUCAGGUUUUGCAGCUCCAGAAAUGGCUCGUCUUCCAGUGCUGCAAACCGCUCGACUGCCCAAAGUGCCUUGAUCUCUCCACCAUCCACACGGUCCGCCUCAUCCUCUGCGACCGCCUGACCGAGAUGUUUGAGUGCAUCCACAAGCGCGUCAAGAGCGCAAGCGCCAUCCUGACCGGCCAGAACAGCGAUUCCAGCAGCCACUCGGCAUCAUCACAAUCGCCCGAUUCCCACUCGUCACACCAUUCUCUCCAUUCCGCGCCGCCGCCCUCGGUUGCCGCGGUUGGUUCCGGGCCGUUGCCCGCCCAGCUCUUUUGCAGCUCCUCCGGUCGCGCAGCCAACGCGGCCGCCUGCAACCCCCUAAUGUUCUCGGACGAGUUCCGAAACCAGUAUUCCGACGAGGAACAGGUCCACAUGAUCCGCGUGCUCUUGCGGCUGCAGAUCCGAAAUUUCCAGAAACUGCUGUUGCGAGUCGAGCGCACCAGCCAGACCGUGGCAAACCAAGCCCGCGCGUCCAAGGUGAAGUCGAUGAUGGUGCGCCUUUCGAAGGCCGGGGGAGAUAUUGAGGGUGCUUUACGUGUUGUCUUUCAGGCUUUGUCGAUUGGGUGA
This is a messenger RNA of Chaetomium globosum CBS 148.51, 1608 nucleotides long. RefSeq lists its product as uncharacterized. Bases 1 to 1608 code for a protein of 535 amino acids. Gene Ontology annotation, cellular component: nucleus. Gene Ontology annotation, molecular function: zinc ion binding; DNA-binding transcription factor activity, RNA polymerase II-specific; transcription coactivator activity. The record is from RefSeq and is a predicted model, not a curated record. NCBI's taxonomy places the organism in Eukaryota, Fungi, Ascomycota, Sordariomycetes, Sordariales, Chaetomiaceae. Gene Ontology annotation, biological process: positive regulation of transcription by RNA polymerase II. The transcript is spliced from 3 exons.